AUGCCCCCCACGAAACAAGAACUCUCCCUCCUAAUCAAUCCCCUAGUCCCGGAGUCCCUCGCCCACAACAACCGGGUCCUCACCUCCCUCCACAGCGUGACCGCCUUCCUGCUCGGCCUGACCGCCGGGAUCCUCUCGCUGCAGUCGGCGACGGGCUUCGCCUUCUACUUCCUCGGCACGGUGGUCGUGUCCGCGCUGUUCCACGCGCUGGUGCUGUAUCGGUCCGGGGGCUGGGGCGCGGGGGUGUAUUUUGCGGGCGCGCAGGGGGAGGUUUCGGGGCUGGAUGAACGGGGGAUUGUGCGGGGUGCCACCACCACCGGCAGCAGUAUCGCCGACAAGUCGGCGAAGAAGAUGGUGCGGCGGGCGGCGUGGCGGGAUGUUUGGUUUGGGGGUGGGGUGUUGGGGGAGGCGUUGUCGGGGUUUGUGCUGGGGUGGGCGGGUGCUGGGGGGGUUUUGCGAUGA
Molecule: messenger RNA, 462 nt
Organism: Aspergillus aculeatus ATCC 16872
Lineage: Eukaryota; Fungi; Ascomycota; Eurotiomycetes; Eurotiales; Aspergillaceae
Product: EMC6 family protein
Exons: 2
Coding region: 1-462 (153 amino acids)
Biological process (GO): protein folding in endoplasmic reticulum; autophagosome assembly
Cellular component (GO): EMC complex; membrane; endoplasmic reticulum
Source: RefSeq, a predicted model, not a curated record